Molecule: messenger RNA, 4205 nt
Organism: Hypomesus transpacificus
Lineage: Eukaryota; Metazoa; Chordata; Actinopteri; Osmeriformes; Osmeridae
Gene: cdc42ep1a
Product: CDC42 effector protein (Rho GTPase binding) 1a
Exons: 3
Coding region: 2540-3724 (394 amino acids)
Source: RefSeq, a predicted model, not a curated record
AAACGUCCGCCCAUUUCGUUUUCUACUGUCCCUCAAACUAAUUUCAGUGUUUCAGUUAGGACUAGCGGGAUUGCCAUGCUGCGGGACCGGUUAAGGCAGAAGACUAAUUACAGCCCGUAGACAACAUACCACACACUCAACAAAUUAUGUGCAGAAAGGAUUCUAAUCUGAAUUUGAGCUUUUGAUGUCCAUUAACGAUCAGCAGACAGACUAUUCCUAUUGAAUGCAGAGCUCCUCCAGCCCAGAGAACCAGUAGACCAGGGGACCUGAACCAGCCCAGCCCCAGGGAGAGACAGCUCAACGGGGGAAGGAAAAGAGGCUAGAGAUUAAGGGAUAAUCCAGGACAUGAUCAUCCCCCUCCGGAGGGGCAUCCCACUUCUUUCCUUCCAAGGAGUCAGACAGACGCUCAGAUUAAUGUUUAAAACGUAUUACCUUAAUUUAUGUUGUCUUUCCUCAAUCUUGGGGAUCAUUCUCAACCUGGAGUGCCGGCCGCUGGAUUAAUUUUAACUCUGAAAACAACGGAUCAGGUGGAGGAGAGGAGAGGAUGAGAACAGCGAAGAGGGAGAGACACUAGAGAGAUACAUACUACAUCAUUGGAUAAACCUGAAACACCAGGCUGUGUCGGAAGGACUGUGGAAAGAGCUAUAGCUACAGGCACAUCUUUCUCUCUCUUGCUGGUUCUCUCAAUUUCUCUGUAUCGGCCUAUAUGAGUGCAGGGGGACAAGCCAGACCCAUGCUGGGCGUGGGCCAAAGGUCCUGUGUUUAGAUCAGGAUUAAAGAGGCACAGAGCCCACACCCUUCUGUUAGCACACCGGGAUGGGUCUGAGCUAGUCUGCGACCCAGAAAUACAUGGUUGACCAAUCGGGAACUUUAUUCAACUUGAAGGUUUCAUAUGAGGUAGUGUGUUUGAAAAAAAAACAAGUUCAUACUCCUUAAUUCACAAACCCGAUUUUGAUUCUUACCGCAAUCUGUUUUUCUUGCUUUCUUUUCUUUCCAGCUUGAACAUUUUAUAUAGGAAGUCUGGUUUAAAGUUUAUAGGGGUUGGGUUUACACUCUCCAUAGAUUAGCACCCUCUCAGCUUCAGAGUCACACCUCAGAGUCUGUCUACCACUCCUAGUCAAGCCCUCACUGGUGGGUGGUUUCCCUGCCCUCUGAAAGUUAGAAGAAGUUAAGGAGAGAAGGCCUGGGACUGUGGUCAGAAGCUAAUUAAAAGGCUGUUUCAGACCUGACGCAAUCCCAGUCCAGGGCUCGGCCGGAGCAACCUUGUGUAGAGCUAGCUGACCGUGCGUGGGAGGUGGAGAGAACUUUGAACACAGCCACAGGACCCUGUCAGGACACUAUUCUAUCAUCGAUUCCCUAUUUUAAAAUAGGGAAUCCAUUACUCUUUUGGCAAAGAAUGAUACAGAACGUAUAUAUUUUUAGUCUCCUGUCAUUGCUGACUCACUCACUGGGAGAUCGCUAGCUAGCUAAGUGAUUUUCUUAUCUGGGUAGUUUCUCUAUCUUUCUCUGUUUUGGCUAAAUGCUGUUUUAUCCUCCAAAACAUAUUUGGUUUAUAAACUACUGCUGGUCAGACCAGAUUGUGAUAAAAGUUACUUUCCCUGCUAAUAGGGCUAAUAAUGUUCUUUCAUUUAGUCAGGACAUGAGGCCAGACAGACAGGACACAGCUUGGAGAGGCGGAGCCCUCCUUCCCCAGCUCUGUUUCUGAGACAGAAAGCAGACUGGAGGUUUUACCAGGCUCCAGUCCAGAGCAGGGACAGACAGGACAGACCUUGUGGUCUAUAUUUACACGGUUCCAGGACGCUGGACUUUGGAACGCGGAAUUCUGUAAACCAACUAAAGUCUAUUGGGGAAAAAAAAGGAUUUAGUUACUUUAUAACUGAAUGUUAUGUAUAUGCCAUAUAAUCCAGAUGGAGCCCACCAGACUACCUAUCAGCUCUUAAUUACAUCAGACUGUGACACUUUCUAGCCAACGGAGUUCAGCCAGUUCACUUAAACAUUUUUUAACUCUGCAAACUCUUUUUGUUGAUCAAUGUUUCCAGUGUUUUAACCAGACACAUUCGCAGUUGGGGCUGGUCUCACUUCUGAGCUGAUGUUUAAUAAACUCAGAGCUGUAAACAACUACACAUAGCAAGCAUCUAGUCAACACUCUCUCUCCUUCUGACCCCAUUCUUACUGCCUGGUUGCUUCCAGGAACUCCUGCAUAGUUUUCUCCUCUAUUUAUCUGGACCCAAUCAAGCUGGAUAUGGAUAACAACAAAUGAGAUUAUAUCCCAUUGUGAGAUUCUGUGGUUCAUUAGUGAGUGGAGACCCAAAACCUGCUCUCAUUGUUCUCAGUACUACAAAGCUAAUACACGUUGAUCAAACGCAAGAGUUCAAAAGGUCUAGAGACAAGAACCUUCCCGGAAGACAGGAACAUACUUUGGACUCUUUUAAAUUUUUUUAACUCCGAAUCUUGUGACAUUAUAAAACAUUCAAAACCCUCCAUUUCAACGAUUGUCUCAAAAUAGUUUUUAGAGGCCAUUGUCCUUGUAAGCUCCAGUAUGAAUCUGGGAGGAAAGCUGUCUGGUCUGAAGGGCCUGGUCUCCCAGUCUCAGGGGAAACGACGGUUCAAAGGUGACCUGACCCUGGACAUGAUCAGCCCUCCGCUCGGUGACUUCCGUCACACCAUGCAUGUCGGCCGCGGCGGGGAUGUGUUUGGAGACACCUCCUUCCUUAGCAACCACGGUGGAACAGCCAAUGGAAAUGGAGACACGGAUUCAAUGACGUCGCCCGACAAUAAAAUUGGGGCGUUCUUCUCCAGGACCCUCCGACACGUUAGGAAGACCCCCGAUAGGCCACGGGGGGAUUCUAAGGACCUCUCCCCCCCGCCUCCCCCUAUUUCCCCCAUCAUCAAGAACGCCAUCUCCCUCCCCCGCUUGGAUGUGGAGCUGUUGAAUGGGGGAUCACCAACCAAAACACUCUUCUCCAGCCCUGCAAAGACACAAGACGAGACCACGUUCUCCUAUGGUCUGGAGUCUGGCUUUGUCACUCUACCCCGCCUUUCCCGGUCAGAACGGCAACAGUCCUCAGGUUCUACUUCCUGUUCUCCAGACGUCCACUGUGUCUCAAUGAUUGAUGCCACAGAUGCCAUCCAGUCAGUGAGCUCUGCCCCAAAUUUGACACUGGACCCUGACUUGAUCCGACCUGCUUCCCUGACCUCACUCACCUCACUCACCUCCUUCACGUUCGACCUCGGGCCAUCCCUCAUGAGCGAGGUCUUUGGCUUGAUUGACAGCCCCAAGAUCCACCUGGAGUCAAGCCACACCUGGGAGGAGCUAGAGCCUAGCUUUGCCUAUGGGGGCUCAGAGAUGGACUCUGCAACCAUCUCAUUGGUGGAUUCACUGUUGAGGGAUGACUGUGGCAGCAGGAAAAGUCCAUAUGGGCUAGACUGGACGGAAGAAGAUGAAGAAGCGGAGGCCAGGAUGAAAGAGUCAAUGAACGGUCAAGUGUCCCCUAAAGAGCUUGCCACCAGCCUGGUGGGGUAUCCAGCCAGGGAGAGGCUGGGGAUGGAGAGUGGAGGGGUUCAGAGUGCUACAGAUGUACUGGCACAGCAUUAUGAGCUUGGGGAGCUCCUAAAGGGACAGCUGCCAAAGAUGAAUGUGGUAGAAGAAAUACUAACCAACCAUCUCAAGAUAAAACCCUCAUCUUACAGCUAUACAGAUGAGGAAGAGGAGAUUAAAGUGUAACCCUCAGAUCUGUUCAAAACAAGACAUUACGUUCCUAAUGUUGGAUAAAUAAAUUUUUGAUCAUGAAUUCAAAUCCAUCCUGUGUGGAUGGUAUAGGACCACAUAGGUCCAUCGUUCCAAAGAGCUUUAAUGUGAAUAUAGAAGAACAUUAACCACAUACUUUAUAUUUCCAAAGGUUAAAUGUAUAGUAUGGAUGUGGACUGUUGUUAAAAGUAUCGAAAGGGAUAACUGAAAUAAUGAUACAGUAAAAAAAAAAAGCUUGAUAUGCUUUAUCACUAGAACCAGUGGCAAGUAAUGGAAAAAUAUGACAAGCAGAUGUGAUAGAAAGCAUGAGAAUGUAUGAGAGAAAGUAGCUGGACAUGCAAAAGCAACAAAGAAGAGAAAAUGCUCCAGAAAAAGACAUGAUUCCCUGAUCUGUCAAAGCAUUUGAGCCAGCGUCCAAGUUUGGAGAAUGUUAACCAAGCUUCAGUCUCUCCAACUA